AAGAAUUUAAUGCUCGACUCGGAUAGAUAUCCCUAAAAAAGGAUCUACCCAGGCUAAGUCAGGCCAGGCCCAAGUCAGGUCAAGUUAUUAUCUGACUCGUGGAACUCGCUGUCCCCAGAUAACAUCUCGUUAGGUCGAGACUUGGGCACGAGCGGCAUGGUCACACAGGGAUGCCACGCUGAGCCAAGGUCUUAUAUAUGUGACUUGUACCCCAACCUCCCUUCCAUAAGCUUCUUUCAUGCCAACGUGGCCCAUGAGCUUCGUCAUGCGUGACCGGUAGGUUUAUGAAGACGAGUAUUACAUAGACGAUGCAUGUUGGUAGAGCAGUUUCUAUUGCAAAUCAGUGUGGAGACAUGAUAUGCUCGCCAUGAUGUGGUCAGGCCUUCUCCAAUUCUCCGUUAGAACCCUUGCGGUGACCUCCUUAGCUACUACUCUCGCUUCUUCUACGUUAGCGAGGAGUGAUGACAGCGAAAAUAACGGCAACAGCCGUAGGCAGGUCGGCGGAGUGAGUUGCGAUGUCGCGACCUUCGCUAGUGUGCUUCCGGCCGCGGCCAAAGUAGAGAAGGUCGAGUACGUCAGCGCCGGAGGCACAUUCGGCGAGCCUUUGACGGAUCUUAUGUACCCGAUCCCGCCGACGAACUUACCGGAACUAUGUGCUGUUAUCAUAUCCGUCGCUUCAUCACCGAUUUCUUCAUAUAGGUUCGGAAUAUUCCUCCCGGCAGAGUGGAACGGCCGUUUCCUCGCUGUCGGCAAUGGAGGAUUCGGAGGCGGGAUCAACUGGCUGGAUAUGGGCGCUGGUGUCAGGUACGGCUUUGCUGUUGUGUCAACGGACACGGGUCAUAACUCAACGUCUGGAGACAUCUACUGGGCCCUUAACAACCCUGAGAUGAAAGAGGACUGGGGCUGGCGUGCCCUACAUGGUACCGUCCUAUUAGGCAAAAACCUCGUCACAACCUAUUACGCAAAGCCUAUCGGCCAUUCAUACUAUAGCGGAUGCUCGACGGGUGGUCGGCAAGGGCUCAAGGAAGUACAGAUUUCUCCCGAUAGCUUUGACGGAGUCCUUGUCGGUGCUCCGGCUUGGUACACAAGCCGCCUCAAUACUUGGAUCUGCAAAAUUGCUACGUAUAACUGGCCCGCCGACGACCCUAAGCAUAUCGACUGGGAAACGCUACCGUCUAUCGGCGCUGAGGUCGUACGCCAGUGUGAUGACAUCGACGGAGUCUCCGACGGCAUCAUCAGCUUACCGGAACAGUGUAACGUAAACUACGACGCCCUGCGAUGCAGCAAUGGCAGUAGUACCGCGAUAUCUAACUUCGCCAAUUCCGACAACUGUCUGAGCGACGCGCAGAUCGACACAUUGAAAACAAUGUACACGGGAUUUACACUCGACUCUACCGGCGAGCGUGUGAUGCCCGGGCUACUCCCCGGGUCCGAGAACCAGAUGUACACGGUACUCAACUACUCGGACGCAAGCCCGUACGGCAUAGGAUAUAUCCGAUACUUCCUCCUAAAUAACCCGCUGUGGGAGGCAUCGCAGUACAACGACUCGAUACUCGAGCUAGCCGAAUUUUUUGAUCCAGGCAAUGCCACGGCCGACAACUACAACCUAACAACGUUCCGCGACCGCGGCGGCAAGAUGCUGCUAUACCACGGAGCCGCGGACGGCCUGGUCCCCACCACAGGCGGAAGCUUGUACUACGAACGCGCGGUAAACACGACUAGCGGCGGCGACGUAAACGCCGCGCGCGAAUUCUUCCGCCGCCUCGAGAUACCGGGCAUGCAGCACUGCGGACUAACAGCGGUCGACGCGCCGUGGGCUCUCGGCGGCGCUAGCCAGGCUGCUUUUCUGGGAAACGACACGUACUCGGUGCCUGGGUUCGCGGACUCGCAGCACGACGUCUUGCUCGCGCUUAUAGACUGGGUGGAGAAUGGGAAGGCGGUUGAUCAGGUCGUUGCUACGACGUGGAAUAGCCAGCGGGAGCCGUCGUCGGGGGUGUUGAGGCAGCGGCCGAUUUGUGCGUAUCCGGAUACGGCGAAGUGGGAUGGCACGGGGAAUGUAGAUGAGGCUGCGAGCUGGAGCUGCGGUGGUGAUAACUCCAGCCAUGUAGCGAACAACGCGGGUUCGCUAGCAUAUACGAACCCCUUUUCGGUCAUCGUGGACAUGUUCAGAACUUUUGCUAAAUGACUCGGGGACGGAUAUUUAGGGUUAUAAUUACUUGUUUGUUUAGUGUAGAGUCGGCGAGUGUGCUAUGAAAUGGGUUGGUUGUAUAUAGCGGGCAUAAAGGUGUCAGCUCCAUAUGCUCAUGUUGUAUCAAAUGUAAUGUUGCCUUUGUAUUUUGAAUUGUCCAAUGAGAUAUAUAAGGUACGUUGAGAAUGACCGCAGGUGUAAGCAGAAG
Daldinia loculata is the source of this 2396-nucleotide messenger RNA. RefSeq names its product tannase-domain-containing protein. The annotation marks the transcript as partial. Lineage: Eukaryota; Fungi; Ascomycota; Sordariomycetes; Xylariales; Hypoxylaceae. The record is from RefSeq and is a predicted model, not a curated record. The transcript has 3 exons.